Molecule: messenger RNA, 2066 nt
Organism: Ceratotherium simum simum (southern white rhinoceros)
Lineage: Eukaryota; Metazoa; Chordata; Mammalia; Perissodactyla; Rhinocerotidae
Source: RefSeq, a predicted model, not a curated record
GGCCGGGCUGAGCGGCUGGAGCUCGGCCUCUGCCGGGAGAGGCCAGGGGGGCUGUCUUCCUGGGCCGGCUGCCGGACAAGGGGCGGUGGUCCACGCUGUGGCCAUGUCUGCGUCCGCAGGGUACUGUGGCCCCGCGAACCUGCGCUCUCAGUACGGGCCUGACCGGACAUCCGUGGUCUCCUGGGGCUCCGGCAGAGGGCAGUGACCCGCAAUCUCUGUGCGUCGUGGGCCCCUCCCCCAAGAAACAGGAGAGCCCAAGUGAUGGCUGCUGACAUGCAGAGGAAGAGAAGUGGUGAAGUCUCUGAUGGCACAUUGGCUCCUUCUGAUGGGCAGAGUGUGGAGAGAGCUGAGAGCCCCACACCAGGACUGGCACAGGGAAUGGAGCCAGGUGCCGGGCAGGAGGGUGCCAUGUUCGUCCAUGCCCGUUCCUACGAGGACUUGACUGAAUCAGAGGAUGGGGCAGCUUCUGGGGAGAGCCCCAAAGAGGGUGCUGGGGGUCCCCCACCGCUGCCUGCAGACAUGCGCCAGAUCAGCCAGGACUUCAGUGAGCUGAGCACCCAGCUGACGGGUGUGGCCCGAGACCUGCAGGAGGAGAUGCUGCCAGGAAGCUCUGAGGACUGGCCGGAGCCCCCAGGGGCGGCGGGGCGACCAGCCACAGUGCCCCCCAAGGAGGGCACAGGCGAGGUCGAUGAGGAGGAUGCUGCCGAGGCAUGGCGACUGCACCAGAAGCACGUCUUCGUGCUGAGCGAGGCUGGGAAGCCUGUGUACUCCCGCUAUGGGUCAGAGGAGGCACUUUCCAGCACCAUGGGUGUCAUGGUGGCCCUGGUGUCCUUCCUGGAGGCUGACAAGAAUGCCAUCCGUUCCAUCCAUGCAGAUGGCUACAAGGUAGUCUUCGUGCGCCGGAGCCCACUGGUGCUGGUGGCGGUGGCCCGCACGCGACAGUCGGCUCAAGAACUGGCACAGGAGCUGCUCUACAUCUACUACCAGAUCCUGAGCCUUCUUACAGGCGCGCAGCUGAAUCACAUCUUCCAGCAGAAGCAGAACUACGACCUGCGGCGCUUGCUCUCGGGUUCGGAGCGCAUCACCGACAACCUGCUGCAGCUCAUGGCGCGAGACCCCAGCUUCCUGAUGGGGGCGGCGCGCUGCCUGCCCCUGGCGGCAGCUGUGCGUGACGCAGUGAGUGCCAGCCUGCAGCAGGCGCGUGCGCGCAGCCUCGUCUUUUCCAUCCUAUUGGCGCGCAACCAGCUCGUGGCCCUCGUGCGCCGCAAGGACCAAUUCCUGCACCCGAUCGACCUACACCUGCUCUUCAACCUCAUAAGUUCCUCCUCCUCCUUCCGUGAGGGCGAGGCUUGGACACCUGUGUGCCUGCCCAAAUUCAACGCAGCCGGCUUCUUCCAUGCACACAUCUCUUACCUGGAGCCGGACACCGAUCUCUGCCUGCUGCUCGUCUCCACCGACCGCGAGGACUUCUUUGCAGUCUCUGACUGCCGCCGCCGCUUUCAGGAGCGCUUGCGGAAGCGCGGAGCCCACCUGGCGCUGCGGGAGGCACUGCGCACGCCCUACUACAGUGUUGCCCAAGUGGGCAUCCCCGACCUACGCCACUUCCUCUAUAAGUCAAAGAGUUCGGGACUCUUCACCAGCCCUGAGAUUGAGGCCCCGUAUACCAGUGAAGAUGAGCAGGAGCGGCUGCUGGGCCUCUACCAGUACCUUCAUAGCCGUGCGCACAAUGCCUCCCGCCCACUCAAGACCAUCUACUACACGGGCCCCAACGAGAACCUCCUGGCCUGGGUGACAGGCGCCUUUGAGCUAUACAUGUGCUACAGCCCCCUGGGGACCAAGGCGUCAGCUGUCAGUGCCAUCCAUAAGCUGAUGCGCUGGAUCCGCAAAGAAGAAGACCGCCUCUUCAUCCUCACGCCUCUCACCUACUGACGGGAAUAUGUGUGGGCUCAGCCCCCCUAGGCAUACUGGGCCAUGGGAGCCUUCAGGUGGGGCUGGCCUCUUUUGCCCAGGCAGCAGGCAGGGACUGUGGGUUGGUGUGUGCAUUAAAGUGCUUCUGGGAAGACGCU